Molecule: messenger RNA, 2925 nt
Organism: Linnemannia hyalina
Lineage: Eukaryota; Fungi; Mortierellomycota; Mortierellomycetes; Mortierellales; Mortierellaceae
Source: the annotation of a GenBank genome assembly
AUGCCGCCACGAAAGAAGAGCGCAGCCGCCAAGGGUCCCGCCUCGAUCGCUGAGGAUCUCCCUCUCGACAAUAAGCAGGAAGCCAUGGCAAUGAUCAUCGAACGGCUUGAAAAACUCACCGACAAAAGUGGUCGCUCGGUGUCCGAGUUGUUCUUGGAGUUGCCUAACCGUGAGGACUACCCGGACUACUACCAGAUCAUUCAAACUCCCAUUGCGUUCGACGUGAUCAAUGGCCGUCUUAAUACUGGACAAUACACCGAGGCGACCAUCGGCGACUUUGCCAGGGACCUCAAGACCAUGAUCACCAACGCAAAGACGUAUAACCGCGAUGGUUCAAUGGUUUAUAGGGAUGCCACUUUUCUCGAGUUCUCUGCCGACUUUUGCCGUAGAAUCUUGGAUGUAAUCAAGGACCAUGAAGACAAAGGAGGCAGGCAAUUGGCGGAACUCUUUUUGGAACUGCCCAGUGCAAAAGACUACCCGGAUUAUUACGAUGAGAUUACAAAACCUAUUGCGAUUGGCGACAUUGAGGAAAAGAUUGAUCGGAGCGACUAUCCGACAUUGGAGACGUUUGAGAAGGAUAUCAACCAGAUGUUCGACAACGCAAAGCAGUACAACGCGGAAGGCUCGGAUGUCUAUCUCGAUGCCGAGGAACUGCAGCAGCUCUUCUGGAAAUCGAUUGGCAAGAACGGACGAGGAAGGCAGUCAAAGGGAAAGCGCCCAAGAAAGCACGAGAACGAGCUUCAGGAGGUCUUCCACAAUGGCGAGGUCUACAAAGUUGGCGAUUUCGUUCAUAUCCGCAACGACAACGAUCCAUCCAAGCCGAUCAUCGGAUUGAUCUUCAGUCUCUGGGAAGAUGCCAAAGGUUUCAAGCGGUUAGAUGCAGGGUGGUUCUUGCGACCGGAGCAGAUUAUUGUUCCUUAUGCAAGUCGCUUUUACCCCUCUGAGGUUGUCAAGAUGUCGGAGCGUGUGGACUAUUUCCUGGGUGACGUUCAGGGACGGUGCUAUGUGUUGCAAACCAAAGAUUACAUUCGCGGACGACCCGCAUCAUGGAAGGAGGGGCAGACCAUCUACGUCUGUGAGCAGCGCUACAACGAAUCCUACAAGUCUGUCACCAAGAUCAAGAACUGGCCUGCUUGCCUGCCACCGGAUCAGAAGCACGACAAUUUGGCUCUGACCCCGUACCCUUACCCCCUUGUUCUCAAGAAGCUCCCAAGUGCAUCGAUGUUGAACAGGGUAGGAAAGCAGGACACAAGCGAACCUAUGUCCCGAACCAGCACGCCCCAAAGCAGCGCGGCGUACACGGCAGAAUCGGAGGCAGAAUUGGAGGAGUCAGACGUAUCGGAGGAACCAGAUGAGCCAUCACCCAGCGCCUCGCCAAGAGUCUCGCCCGAGGCGACAUCCAAGAUGAAGCCCAAGGCAGCACCCAAGAAGGCAGCACCCAAGAAGACUACGCCCAAGACUACACCAAAAGCACCACCGGCACCGAAAACAACGAAAAUCAACAAACGUAAAUCCUCUCUGAUUCAGUCGGAGGUCCUUGCCGCCCAGCCGACAAAAUCCGCCAAGAUUAUCAAAAAGGCAAAAUCGUCUGAGCAGGAGUCUCUUGAACCAGAGGAAUCAGCUCCAGUGCGACCAUCGUCUCAAGUCAUCUUUCAUUGCGUCUACCCCAACCCGGGCACCAAGACCGUCUGCUCAGAAAAAUUCACAGAUGAGACAGACCUCGCCCGACAUGUAUCUGAAAAGCACACUAUUAGCGCUCCAAGACCCAGCCAGGCAGCGGAUGUGGCAACCAACGGGACGCGUGUGCAGAAGGUCUCUGCAGGACAUUCGGUCGAGCCCAGUUCGCCUUCAACACCCACUCCAGUCCAAACAGCACCGCCCACUAUAAUGGGACAGAGUCAGAAUGCUUACCAAAACAGCCAGUACAGCGCCGUCGACCCCUACUCUACGCCAUCAGGAGCUCGACCCACAGUCCCAAGUCAGCAGAUGUAUUCUACGGCAUACCAGCAACAGCCACCACAGCAGCAGACGAUGCAAUACAUGCAGUCUUCACACCAACGUGGCUUGUCAUACCCUCAGGAUUACAGCCAGUCAGCUUUGCAUGCUGGAGCAACCCGACCACAGGCUUAUGCUCAAAGCGCAUCCUAUAGCCAGCCUUACGGACAACCCUACGCUAUGCAACAGCAACAGACAGCCUAUAACUCUUAUGGUCAACCGCAGUUCCAGCAAGGAUACUCGACUGCUGGGUACCCGAUGCACCAACAAAACCCGUACGCUCAGGCGCAGCCAGUCUCCCACCAGCCUUACCAUCAGCAACAGCAGCAGCAACACUACAGCCAACAAUAUACGACACAGGCGACACAGGCGACACAGGCGACACAGCCAUCUCAAAGCCGCCAUUUGCCCGCACCGGUUCCAUCACAAAGCCAUCAAAGUCACCCUCAGGACUUUACUCAACAGCAGCGGAUGGUUCAACAGCAGCAAUUUGCACAGCAGCAGCAAUACAUGGUCCAACAACAACAGCAGCAGUUUGUUCCGCAGACGGCAGGCUACCACCAGCGGAGUCUUUCACACCAGUCCCAGUCGACGCAUCAGCCGCCGCAAUCGCAACAGCAGUAUCAGCCUCCUUCGCCAUUGACAGUUGUGGCAUCCCAGCCAUAUGCAACCGUGAACCCUACAUACCAACAGCAGGCGUACAUGCCUCCUUCCAGUAUGGCAUAUAGCACAAGUGGUCAUGGCUCGUCGCUGUCGAACGCCUCUUCACACGGAUCAACCACAACGUUGACGACUGCAAUGGAAGGCGUUGGAUUGGGGCUUUCGGGUGUGACGAGUGCUACUCAUGGGCGUGUCGCUGCCCCAGCAGGAAUGGCGGAUGCUGUUGCCUCGGGUCCUGUUGGUUACAUGAACGGCAACCUGCAGACCUAG